Molecule: messenger RNA, 1131 nt
Organism: Erythranthe guttata (spotted monkey flower)
Lineage: Eukaryota; Viridiplantae; Streptophyta; Magnoliopsida; Lamiales; Phrymaceae
Source: RefSeq, a predicted model, not a curated record
AUGGUGAAAUGGGCAGUCGAGCUCGGGCAGUUCGACAUAGAUUAUGAGUCCCGCAUAGCAAUCAAAGGGCAAGCCCUGGCAGAUUUCCUACAAGAAACUACGAGGGCCAAUGAGGUGGCAGGAUGGAGGAUAUUUGUGGAUAGUGCUUCUAACUCGAUGGGAAGUGGAGCAGGAGUCAUAUUGCACAAGAUAGGCGAGGAUGAGGAAGCAGAAUACGCGAUCAAAUUACCCUUCCGAGCUUCCAAUAAUGAAGCAGAGUAUGAGGCAGUGAUACAUGGUCUGAAACUGGCCGCGAUAGCAGGUGCGAGAAGAGUGACCAUGUUUUCAGAUUCUCAAUUAAUAGUCCAAAAGAUAAAAGGAGAAUUCGAGACCAAAGACAACAGAAUGAACAAUUAUUGCGAGAUAGCGCGAGUCCUUAUGGAGGAAUUUGACGGGGUAGACCUGAGGCGAAUUCCGAGAGAAGAGAAUACGAGAGCAGACUUCUUGGCCAAAGUAGGAAGCAUGGAUGUAGGCUGCGAAUCGCGAAAAGUUCAGAUAAUAAUAGGGGAACCAUCUUUGAGUGUCGGCCACGAAAUAUGGGGAGUGACGGAGGUACAGGAUUGGCGCGCGGAAAUAAAGAAUUAUCUGCUGGAUAGGAAUCAGGGGAGUUCGCGAGAGAUAGCAAGAUUGAGUCAACGAGCAAAGCAUUUUUGUCUCGACGGAGAUAUUCUGUAUAAAAGAGGAUACAUAAGACCGCAUCUACGAUGUCUCAGCAUACAAGAGGGCCAGUACGUAUUGCGAGAGAUCCAUGAAGGAUGUUGUGGCGAUCAUGUUGGGGGGAGGGCCCUAAUUACACGGGUUCUGAGGAGCAGGUACUUCUGGCCAACCAUGAGGAAGGACGCGAUGCAGUUUGUCCAAAAAUGCGAUAAAUGCCAAAAACACGGGCCAUUAAUCCAUGUUCCGGGAGAGGAUAUGACGAUCAUCACCGCACCACAUCCAUUCACACAGUGGGGGAUCGCUAUUGUAGGACCGCUGCCGCUCGCUAGUGGUCAAAGAAAAUUCUUGGUAGUCGCAGUAGACUACUUCAGCAAAUGGGUCGAGGCCACGGCAGUGGCCAAAAUCACAGAUACAGAAAUUAUGAAGUUCUUGUGA